AUGGAGAUGCCCUACCGCUACCGGCUUGUGAAGCGCAAAAGUAAUAAUAGAACAUCCCCCACACUGGAGCGGGUUGUUCGUCGUCGCUCGGGUAACAUUGAGAACAGCGAGGAGUCGAGGGCACAAUGGUGCGCAAUUGGCAAUCCUCCAAAGUCCCGCGAGCCCGAAGCCCCGCAACCGCCUCGGCAGCAGCAAAUCUCCCUGCUGCAGCCCGGCUUAGGGCCAACCGAUAGCCAAAUUGUUACUAUCCCGUUCACCGCUCGUGUAGUACAUCAUCUCGUACCGAGAGCACUCGCUAAUGGGUCGCCUGCCGGGCCGUGGCAGAUGUCGCCUCGCGCCGGAUACACCCGCCUUCGGAGCAGCCACUUGCGUUCCGUUCGC
Iphiclides podalirius (scarce swallowtail) is the source of this 381-nucleotide messenger RNA. Lineage: Eukaryota; Metazoa; Arthropoda; Insecta; Lepidoptera; Papilionidae. The record is from the annotation of a GenBank genome assembly.